AUGGCUACGAGUUCGAUUUUUGAUUCAAGCUCUAGUGAGAGACAAUGGAUCAAUGAAAUAAAAAACAUUAUCAAAGAAGAGGUUAAGGUUGACAUUGAAGUUGUUGUUUCCAUUUUUCGUGUGCCUACAACUCUAAGUGCUAUCAAGCCAGAAGCAUAUAUGCCACAACUAAUAGGCUUGGGGCCAUAUCAUCAUUUUCGCCCCGAGCUCUAUGAGAUGGAGAGGUGCAAGCUUGUUGCAGCAAGUCAGCUCCAAAAGCAGUUCCAAAGCCUUGAAUUCGAUCAACUUGUUGACAAGCUUAUUGAAUUUGAGUACAAAAUUCGAGCAUCUUACCACAAAUUCUUGGACUUUGAUCGCGAUACACUACUAUGGAUUAUGGCCAUUGAUGGUUUGUUCCUGCUCGAGUUUCUUGGUAUGUAUGUCAACAAAGAUGAUACUUCUAAUACAAAUCAUUUAGUUGACUCUGCAGGAAGAAAAUUAUCCCAGGACGUAAUCGUGAGUGAUAUAAUGAUGCUUGAGAACCAAAUCCCUUUCAUUCUGUUAAGUAAAAUCUUGUCCAUCCAAUGCUCAUCAACCAAUCUAGAUGACAACUUGCUGCCUUCGAUGUUGAUGACUUUUUGUAAAGCAAUCUCUCCACUCAAAUUGAUGGAGGAUUUUCCAUUGUCUCAAGUUGUUAACUAUGCACAUUUGUUGGACCUCUUGUACCAUUUGAUAGUGCCCAAAUUGGAGGAAGGCCACGAAUCUACCAAAAAGGAUGUCCAAACGAGUGCUACCAAACCCAAUGCAACACAGCAUGUUGCUUCAGGUAAUUCUUGUCAAAUUUUGGCUAUCCUUUGGAGUAGGUUAUCGUAUCUAAAUAUAUUGCCAAGUCAAAUUACAAAACCUAUCAAUGACCUACUAGGUAAUUUUAGGAAGAUUGUUGGUAGUAUUCCAGGGAUAUCGUACUUAGCAUCAAAUUAUAAAAAAAACAUCAAACCUGAAAAUCCGAUUUCAAGUGAGAUCCAAAACCAUCCUCAAGUAGAGAAGAUUAUGAUACCUUCAGUAUCAUACCUUUAUAACGUUGCUGGGGUGGAAUUAUGUCCUACUACCGACAUCACAAUGAUUAGGUUCGUAGAGGAGGAGAAGAAAUUUUACCUCCCUGCCAUCACUUUGAAUGUGUACUCUGAAGUAAUAAUGAGAAAUUUGGUGGCAUACGAAGCAUCAACAGUGUCAGGGUCCCUUAUUUUUACGGGGUAUACUGAACUAUUGAAUGGGAUUUUGGAGACGGAUGAGGAUGCAAAGUUGCUAAGAGAAAAGAAAAUCAUAGUAAACAGUCUGAAAAGUGAUGCUGAGGUUCUACAACUCUUCAAUGGGAUGAGUAAAUCCAUUCGACUAACCCAUGUUCCAUAUGUCGAUAAGGCCAUUAAAGAUGUGAACAAUUUCUUCUACAAUUCACGAAAGGUUCAGGCAUAUAAAUGGAUCAAGAAGUACGUGUACGGUUCUUGGAAGUUUUUAACACUUCUAGCCACCAUCUUGCUCAUAUUGUUGUCUGCUGUACAGUCAUUUUGCUCAGUAUAUAGUUGUCCUCACAUUGUCAAUUCAAGUACUCAUGGUCAGAUACCUUAG
Camellia sinensis is the source of this 1605-nucleotide messenger RNA. The record is from RefSeq and is a predicted model, not a curated record. Lineage: Eukaryota; Viridiplantae; Streptophyta; Magnoliopsida; Ericales; Theaceae.